Messenger RNA from Emiliania huxleyi CCMP1516, 1023 nucleotides. RefSeq lists its product as hypothetical. Lineage: Eukaryota; Haptophyta; Isochrysidales; Noelaerhabdaceae. The transcript is spliced from 4 exons. The coding region runs from base 1 to 1023 and encodes 340 amino acids. The record is from RefSeq and is a predicted model, not a curated record. Gene Ontology annotation, molecular function: protein binding.
AUGACGGCCGACAACAACACGGCCGAGGACACUGCCGACGCUGUCCUGGACGCCGCCAUGCGCGGCGACGCUGAAGCGCUCGCAGCCCUGCUCGCCGGCGGCGCCGACCCAAACGCACGCGACGGUCGCCACGCCAUGCCGGCGCUGCACUGGGCGUGUGCCUCCGACGAGGCGAAGUGUGUCGAUGCUCUGCUGUGCGAUGGGCGGACAGACGUCAGUGCGAAGAGCGCACAUGGCAUGAGCGCGCUCCACGUGGCCGCGUCGUCGAAUGCACUGACGUCCCUCUUGCGUUUGCUCGCAGCCGGCCUCAGCGUGGACCAGCGCAACGAGUGGGAAGAGACACCACUGCACGUGGCCGUGGCGGGUGACAGCAGCUCCUGCGUGGCCGCACUCCUCUCCGCCGGUGCCUCCGCUUUCGCAGUCGACCGUUGGGGCCGCUCCGCCUCGGCUGUCGCCGAGCAGCAAGGGUCGAAUCCCGCCCGCUUCGGUCUCCCGGACGCCGAGUCGCUGCCCAAAAGAGCCACGAGGUCUGUCGAAGGCGCGGCCGCUGCAGUGGAGCCGGACCACGCCGCGUUCGCUAGUAUGCGAGUGGCUCUGGCAAACGACCUCGCCGAGGCAAUCGCCGACAGGCGGGCAACGGCGGGGCGCAGACCCGCUCUCAGCAAGCUCGUCGAGUGGCCUGGCGACGAGGCCGAGGUGGCGCGGCUCCUCGCCUGCGGCAGCGUGGAGCCGGCGGGCAGGGACGCGUUUGGGCUCUCUGCGCACCACAAGUUCUGCAGCGUCGCAGCGACUUCACUCGCCGCCCUUAGGGUGCGUGCGCUGCGCCUGCUCAUCGAGCGCUGCGGCGAGUCGCGCCUGAGGCUCGAGGCGACGGCGCGCGAUUCGGCGGGCCGCACCGCGCUGGAGAUCGCGAUCGAGCGGGGCCACGGUGCGGCGGCAGCGUUGCUUCAGAAGCUGCAGGACCGAGAGGAGGCGUGGGGCUUGACACCUCGAGCUCACGGAUGUGCGCAAGCGGUGCGGUAG